This is a messenger RNA of Sceloporus undulatus (fence lizard), 1308 nucleotides long. Its product is annotated as gastricsin-like. The coding region runs from base 1 to 1170 and encodes 389 amino acids. Gene Ontology annotation, molecular function: aspartic-type endopeptidase activity. The transcript is spliced from 9 exons. Lineage: Eukaryota; Metazoa; Chordata; Lepidosauria; Squamata; Phrynosomatidae. Gene Ontology annotation, biological process: proteolysis. The record is from RefSeq and is a predicted model, not a curated record.
AUGAAGUGGCUAAUCCUUGCCCUGGUGUGCCUUCACCUUUGUGAGGGUGCCGUUAUCAAAGUUCCUCUGAAAAAAUGCAAGUCCAUGCGAGAGGUGAUGAAAGAAAAAGGUGUCCUUGAACAUUUCCUACAGAAGAAUCAUUUUGAUCCAGCAAGCAAGUACUUCAACAACUUUGCCUCUGCCUAUGAGCCUCUGGCUAACUACAUGGAUAUGUCCUACUAUGGAGAGAUCAGCAUUGGAACCCCACCACAGAACUUCUUGGUUCUCUUUGAUACUGGAUCAUCCAACCUCUGGGUGCCUUCAGUCUACUGUCAGAGUCAAGCCUGCACAAACCAUCCAUUAUUCAACCCCAGCCAAUCUUCUACUUACUCCAGCAAUGACCAAACCUUCUCUCUGCAAUAUGGAACUGGUAGUCUCACUGGGAUCUUUGGCUAUGACACCGUAACUAUCCAAGGCAUUUCCAUUACCAAUCAGGAAUUUGGCUUGAGUGAGACUGAACCUGGUACUAACUUUGUCUAUGCCCAAUUUGAUGGCAUAUUGGGUAUGGCCUACCCUGCCAUCUCUUCUGGUGGUGCCACCACUGUACUGCAAGGACUGCUGCAGGAAAACCUUCUUGAUGCUCCUGUUUUUGGCUUCUAUCUGAGUGGGAAUGAGGGUUCUCAGGGUGGUGAACUUGCCUUGGGAGGUGUUGAUACCAGCCUGUACUCUGGUCAAAUUGUUUGGACUCCAGUCACCGAACAAGCUUACUGGCAAAUUGGGAUUGAAAGCUUCUACAUUGGCAACCAGAUCAGUGACUGGUGCAGCCAGGGAUGCCAGGCAAUUGUGGACACUGGCACAUCCCUCCUCACUGCUCCACAGCAGGUCUUUGGUGAACUGAUGCAAUAUGUUGGAGCUGAGCAGGACAGCAAUGGUCAGUAUGUGGUCAGUUGCAGCAACAUUCAGAGCAUGCCCACCAUCACAUUUGUCAUUGGUGGAAGCAGCUUCCCUCUGAGUCCCUCUGCCUAUGUCUUGGAGAACAACAAUGGCUAUUGCACCGUUGGCAUCAUGCCCACAUACCUGCCAUCCCAGAAUGGUCAACCCUUGUGGAUCCUUGGAGAUGUGUUCCUCAGGUCCUAUUACUCUGUAUAUGAUCUUGGCAACAACCAGGUUGGCUUUGCACCAGUAGCAUAAACUCAUUCUUCAGUCUUCUGAUUCUCAGUCUGCUGCACACUAAGUCCGCCGCUCACUUGCCUCCCUUUCUAAGGACUUGGAUGUUUUUCCUUUCUCCUAUGAAGAUCUAUAACUUGAUUGUUGGCUUUCCUCCCAAAG